GCUCACGUGACACAGCUCCUGGAGGCGGAGUUCCACGGCCAAGAUGGCGGCCUACCUGCAGUGGCGGCGCUUCGUUUUCUUCGACAAGGAACUGGUGAAGGAGCCCGUGGGCAAUGAUGGGGCGGCUCCCGGGGCCGCGCCUACCGCCGGAUCCGCUGCUUCCAAGUUCCUUUGCCUCCCUCCUGGCAUCACGGUUUGCGACUCAGGCCGAGGGAGCCUGGUCUUUGGAGAUAUCCUUCCUCCGGAGCUGUUUGCUCUGCCGGUCGCUGAAGAGAUCCAGCUAGGAUGGAACCUGUCAGAGUGGAAGCACCUUGACUGCCCUGCACAUAUGGAAGGCCAGAUCUGGUUCUUGCCACGUUCCCUCCAGCUUACAGGCUUCCAGGCCUACAAACUGCGGGUGACUCACCUGUACCAGCUGAAGCAGCACAACAUCCUAGCAUCUGUUGGUGAGGAUGAAGAGGGUAUCAACCCGCUGGUAAAGAUCUGGAACCUGGAGAAAAGAGAUGGUGGCAACCCACUCUGUACUCGAAUCUUUCCUGCCAUCCCAGGAACAGAGCCAACUGUUGUGUCUUGUUUGACGGUCCAUGAAAAUCUCAACUUUAUGGCCAUCGGUUUCACUGAUGGCAGUGUGACAUUGAACAAGGGAGACAUCACCCGGGACCGGCAUAGCAAGACCCAGAUCUUGCACAAGGGCAACUAUCCCGUUACUGGACUGGCCUUUCGCCAAGCAGGAAAGACCACCCACUUGUUUGUGGUGACAACAGAGAAUGUCCAGUCCUAUAUAGUGUCCGGGAAGGACUACCCCCGUGUGGAGUUGGACACCCACGGCUGUGGCCUGCGCUGCUCAGCCCUGAGCGACCCUUCUCAGGACCUGCAGUUCAUUGUGGCCGGAGACGACUGUGUCUACUUGUACCAGCCUGAUGAACGUGGGCCCUGCUUCGCCUUUGAGGGCCAUAAGCUCAUCGCCCACUGGUUUCGAGGCUACCUCGUCAUCGUCUCUCGUGAUCGGAAGGUUUCCCCCAAGUCAGAGUUUACCAGCCAGGACUCGCAGAGCUCCGAUAAGCAGAUUCUCAACAUCUAUGACCUGUGCAACAAGUUCAUAGCCUAUAGCGCUGUCUUUGAGGAUGUAGUGGAUGUGCUUGCUGAAUGGGGCUCCCUGUACGUGCUGACGAGGGAUGGGCGGGUCCACGCACUGCAGGAGAAGGACACACAGACCAAACUGGAGAUGCUGUUCAAGAAGAACCUAUUUGAGAUGGCAAUUAACCUGGCCAAGAGCCAGCAUCUGGACAGUGACGGGCUGGCCCAGAUCUUCAUGCAGUAUGGAGACCAUCUCUACAGCAAGGGCAACCAUGACGGCGCUGUCCAGCAGUACAUCCGAACCAUUGGGAAGCUGGAGCCAUCCUAUGUGAUCCGCAAGUUUCUGGAUGCACAGCGCAUCCACAACCUGACCGCCUACCUGCAGACCCUGCACCGCCAGUCUCUGGCCAAUGCCGACCAUACCACCCUGCUCCUCAACUGCUAUACCAAGCUGAAGGACAGCUCAAAGCUGGAGGAGUUCAUCAAGACAAAGAGCGAGAGUGAAGUCCAUUUUGACGUGGAGACGGCCAUCAAGGUCCUCCGGCAGGCUGGCUACUACUCCCACGCCCUCUACCUGGCUGAGAACCACGCGCAUCACGAGUGGUACUUGAAGAUCCAGCUCGAGGACAUUAAGAAUUACCAGGAAGCUCUUCAGUACAUCGGCAAGCUGCCUUUCGAGCAGGCCGAAAGCAACAUGAAGCGCUACGGGAAGACCCUCAUGCACCACACCCCAGAGCAGACGACCCAGUUGCUGAAGGGACUCUGCACCGACUACCGGCCCAGCACGGGAGGCCGAGGCGACAGGGAGGCUCCAGUCUGCAGGGCCAACUCGGAAGAGUUCAUCCCCAUCUUUGCCAACAACCCGCGAGAGCUGAAAGCCUUCUUGGAGCAUAUGAGCGAGGUGCAGCCAGACUCCCCCCAGGGCGUCUACGACACACUCCUCGAGCUGCGCCUGCAGAACUGGGCCCAUGAGAAGGAGCCCCAGGUCAAAGAGAAGCUUCACGCAGAGGCCAUCUCCCUGCUGAAGAGCGGCCGCUUCUGUGAUGUCUUUGACAAGGCCCUGGUCCUGUGCCAGAUGCACGACUUCCAGGACGGGGUCCUUUACCUCUAUGAGCAGGGCAAGCUGUUCCAGCAGAUAAUGCACUACCACAUGCAGCAUGAGCAGUACCGGCAGGUGAUCGCCGUGUGUGAGCGCCAUGGCGAGCAGGACCCCUCCCUCUGGGAACAGGCCCUCAGCUACUUCGCCCGCAAGGAGGAGGACUGCAAGGAGUACGUGGCGGCCGUGCUCAAGCACAUCGAGACCAGGAACCUCAUGCCUCCCCUUCUAGUGGUGCAGACCCUGGCCCACAACUCCACGGCUACUCUGUCUGUCAUCCGGGACUACCUGGUCCAAAAACUGCAGAAGCAGAGCCAGCAGAUCGCACAGGAUGAGCUGCGGGUGCGGAGGUACCGAGAGGAGACCACUCGCAUCCGCCAGGAGAUCCAGGAACUCAAGGCAAGUCCGAAGAUUUUCCAGAAGACCAAGUGCAGCAUCUGCAACAGUGCCUUGGAGCUGCCCUCGGUGCACUUCCUGUGUGGCCACUCCUUCCACCAGCACUGCUUUGAGAGUUACUCCGAAAGUGAUGCCGACUGCCCCACCUGCCUCCCGGAAAACCGGAAGGUCAUGGAUAUGAUUCGGGCCCAGGAACAGAAACGAGAUCUCCACGAUCAGUUCCAGCACCAGCUCAAGUGCUCCAAUGACAGCUUCUCCGUGAUUGCCGACUACUUUGGCAGAGGGGUUUUCAACAAACUGACUCUGCUGACCGACCCGCCCACAGCCAGACUGCCCCCCAGCCUGGAGGCGGGGCUGCAGCGGGACCUGCUGAUGCACUCCAGGAGGGGCACUUAAGCAGCUCGUGAGAAAGCGGUGACCGCGGAGGCCCAGCGGACCAACGGGCGACUGAGGCGGCCGCGCGGAGGGCUGGGCGGCCGUGCCCACAGCUCAGGAGCCCGGGGGCCUUCUUCUCCUGCCUCCUCCUGCAGGGCCCCUCCCUCCUGCUGAUGAGCAGCUAGAGCAUUCAGACCAGCGGGGGCGGGCACCUCGGCAACCUCUGCGUGUGGACAAUAGCAGCUUUAUUCUGCACCCAAGAGCACCAGGCUGUGCUUGGGUCCUUACUAUAAAUAAACGAAUAUCAUGAUUUGGGGGGUGGAGGAUUUCUUC
Molecule: messenger RNA, 3277 nt
Organism: Lepus europaeus (European hare)
Lineage: Eukaryota; Metazoa; Chordata; Mammalia; Lagomorpha; Leporidae
Gene: VPS11
Product: VPS11 core subunit of CORVET and HOPS complexes
Exons: 16
Coding region: 44-2965 (973 amino acids)
Biological process (GO): vesicle-mediated transport; vacuole organization; organelle fusion
Cellular component (GO): endosome; HOPS complex
Molecular function (GO): protein-macromolecule adaptor activity; protein binding
Source: RefSeq, a predicted model, not a curated record